GCCGAGGCGAGCGCGGCGGCCGCAGCGGGGCUGCAGCGCGGGAGCCGGCGGCGGGGCCCUCGUCGCCGUCCUCGGACCCAGUGCACCCGCGGCGGAGGAAGGGGAAGUGCGAGCCCGAGGAGGGAGGAUGCCCAUUUAACCCGCCGCCCUCUCCUGCCCGUCCGGCUGCGGGGCGCUGGCCUCGGUGCCCGCCGCCCGAGCCUCCGAGCCUCGCCCGGGGAAGUGCCGCAUGGGGCAGGGCCGCUGAAGAGCGGAGUUCGGGGUCGCGCCGAGGCGGGCGCGGGGACCCGGUGCAGCAGUUGACACAGUUUCGGCGGCACUGUCGGCGCGGGAGUUGGGGGCGCGGUGCGCCCGGCGGGCCUGCCCCGUGUGCUGGCGAGGCGCGCGUUAUGGAGCCGCCCAGCUGCAUUCAGGAUGAGCCGUUCCCGCACCCCCUGGAGCCCGAGCCGGGCGCCCCAGCGCCGCCCGGCCCCGGGAAGUCGGGCGACAAGCGGUUCCGGCUGUGGUACGUGGGGGGGUCGUGCCUGGACCGCAGGACCACGCUGCCCAUGUUGCCUUGGCUGAUGGCCGAGAUCCGCCGGCGCAGCCAGAAGCCCGAGGCGGGCGGUUGCGGGGCGCCGGCGGCCCGCGAGGUGCUCCUGGUGCUCAGCGCGCCCUUCCUGCGCUGCGUCCCCGCGCCAGGUGCCGGGACCUCGGGGGGCGUCGGCCCCGCCACCGCGCAGCCCAGCCCGGCCGUGUUCAUCUUCGAGCACAAGGCGCAGCACAUCUCGCGCUUCAUCCACAACAGCCACGACCUCACCUACUUCGCCUACCUGAUCAAGGCGCAGCCUGAUGACCCCGAGUCGCAGAUGGCCUGCCACGUUUUCCGCGCCACAGACCCCAACCAGGUUCCUGAUGUUAUCAGCAGCAUAAGGCAGUUAUCUAAAGCUGCCAUGAAAGAGGACACCAAACCCAGCAAAGAUAAUGAGGAUGCCUUUUAUAACUCUCAGAAGUUCGAAGUCUUGUACUGCGGAAAGGUGACAGUGACCCACAAGAAGGCCCCGUCCAGCCUCAUCGACGACUGCAUAGAAAAGUUCAGCCUGCACGAACAGCAGCGCCUGAAGAUUCAGGGCGAGCAGCGCGGUGCGGAUCCCAGCGAGGACCUGAUGGUCUUUGAGGCCGAGAUGCCCGGGUCCCCCGGUGACAGCCUGCCGGAGGAGGCCGAUGGAGUCAACAGUACCCCCCCUGACUUACCCUCCGUCGCCAGCCAGCCUGUGCUGGCUCCGUCCAGCUCUCGAGUUUGCUUCCCUGAGCGGAUUUUGGAAGAUUCUGUCUUUGAUGAGCAGCAGGAGUUUCGCUCUCGGUGCAGCAGCGUCACUGGAGUCCUGCAAAGGAAAGUUCACGACAGCAGCCAAAAACCCCAGCCGCGAAGGAGACACGCGAGCGCGCCCAGUCACGUCCAGCCGUCCGAUUCCGAGAAGAACAGAACGAUGCUCUUUCAGGUUGGGCGAUUUGAGAUUAACCUUAUCAGUCCAGACACUAAAUCAGUUGUGCUAGAAAAGAAUUUCAAAGAUAUCUCCUCUUGUUCUCAGGGUAUAAAGCACGUUGAUCACUUUGGCUUUAUCUGUCGGGAGUCUGCAGAGUCUGGGCUGAGCCAGUAUGUUUGCUAUGUGUUCCAGUGUGCCAGCGAAUCUCUGGUGGAUGAGGUAAUGCUGACUCUGAAACAGGCUUUCAGUACGGCUGCUGCCUUGCAGAGUGCCAAGACCCAGAUUAAACUGUGUGAAGCCUGCCCUAUGCACUCUUUGCAUAAGCUCUGUGAAAGGAUUGAAGGUCUCUACCCUCCCAGAGCCAAGCUGGUAAUACAGAGGCAUCUCUCAUCACUGACAGAUAAUGAACAAGCGGACAUCUUUGAACGAGUUCGGAAAAUGAAGCCAGUCAGUGACCAGGAAGAAAACGAACUUGUGAUUUUACACCUGCGGCAAUUGUGUGAGGCCAAGCAGAAGACACACGUGCACAUCGGGGAAGGCCCAUCGACUAUUUCAAAUAGUACAAUCCCAGAAAAUGCAACAAGCGGUGGAAGGUUCAAACUUGACAUUCUGAAAAAUAAAGCUAAGAGAUCCUUAACUAGCUCCCUGGAAAAUAUCUUCUCAAGGGGAGCUAACAGAAGGAGAGGUCGGCUUGGAAGUGUGGAUGGCUUUGAACGGUCCAGCAGUCUUGCUUCAGAGAAGGACUGCUCGCCGGGAGACUCACCGCCAGGGACACCACCAGCCUCCCCACUGUCCUCAGCUUGGCAGACGUUCCCAGAAGAGGAUUCCGACUCCCCGCAGUUUCGAAGACGGGCACACACGUUCAGCCACCCACCUUCAAGCACAAAGAGAAAGCUGACUUUACAGGAUGCCAGGGCUCACGGGGUGCGCUCCCCUCUGCUGAGGCAGCGCUCCAUUGAGCAGUGCAGCAUUCUUCCAUCAGCUCGACGCAUGCACAAGGAGAGUAAUUCUUCCUCCAGUCUUCCAAGUCUUCAUACUUCCUUCUCUGCCCCCUCCUUCACUGCCCCUUCUUUCCUGAAAAGCUUUUACCAGAAUUCAGGUAGACUGUCCCCACAGUAUGAAAAUGAAAUCAGUGAUGGAGAAGGGAGAAAAAGGACCUCUUCCACCUGCAGCAAUGAGUCCCUGAACACUGGAGGAAACCCUGCCACUCCUCGCCGCAUCUCGUGGCGACAGCGCAUUUUCCUCAGGGUUGCUUCUCCCAUGAACAAAUCUCCCUCAGCAAUGCAGCAGCAAGAUGGAUUGGACAGGAAUGAGCUGCUGCCUUUGUCCCCUCUUGCUUCAACCAUGGAGGAGGACCCACUGGUUUUAUUCCUGUCUGGUGACGAUGACCCAGAGAAGGUUGAAGAAAAAAAAUCAAAAGAACUGAGGAGUUUGUGGAGAAAGGCUAUACACCAACAAAUCUUGUUGCUUCGAAUGGAAAAAGAAAACCAGAAACUUGAAGCAAGCAGAGAUGAACUCCAGUCCAGAAAAGUUAAAUUGGACUAUGAAGAAGUUGGUGCAUGUCAGAGGGAGGUCUUAAUAACCUGGGAUAAGAAGUUGUUAAACUGCAGAGCUAAAAUCAGAUGUGAUAUGGAAGAUAUUCAUGCUUCUCUUAAAGAAGGAGUUCCCAAAAGUCGGCGAGGAGAAAUCUGGCAGUUCCUAGCUUUACAAUAUCGUCUAAGACACAGAUUGCCUAAUAAACAACAACCUCCUGACACAUCCUAUAAAGAACUUUUAAAGCAGCUCACCACUCAGCAGCAUGCUAUACUCGUCGAUUUAGGAAGGACAUUUCCUACUCACCCUUACUUUUCAGUACAGCUUGGGGCAGGGCAGCUGUCACUAUUUAACCUCCUGAAAGCCUAUUCUUUGCUGGACAAAGAAGUGGGUUACUGUCAAGGGAUCAGCUUUGUGGCUGGAGUUCUGCUUCUGCACAUGAGUGAGGAGCAAGCCUUUGAAAUGCUGAAAUUUCUCAUGUAUGACCUUGGCUUCCGCAAGCAGUACAGACCUGACAUGAUGUCACUACAGAUUCAAAUGUACCAGCUGUCCAGGCUCCUUCAUGACUAUCACAGAGAUCUCUACAAUCAUCUUGAAGAAAAUGAAAUCAGCCCCAGUCUUUAUGCUGCCCCCUGGUUUCUCACAUUGUUUGCCUCUCAGUUUCCAUUAGGAUUUGUAGCCAGAGUUUUUGAUAUUAUUUUUCUUCAGGGUACUGAAGUUAUAUUUAAGGUUGCACUUAGCCUACUGAGCAGCCAAGAAACACUUGUAAUGGAAUGUGAGAGCUUUGAAAAUAUUGUUGAAUUUCUUAAAAGCACGCUACCUGAUAUGAAUACGUCUGAAAUGGAAAAAAUUAUUACCCAGGUUUUUGAGAUGGAUAUUUCUAAACAGUUACAUGCCUAUGAGGUAGAAUAUCACGUGCUGCAGGAUGAGCUUCAGGAGUCGUCAUAUGCCUGUGAGGAUAGUGAACCUGUGGAGAAGCUGGAGAGGGCCAAUAGCCAACUGAAAAGACAAAACAUGGACCUCCUAGAAAAAUUACAGGUGGCUCAUUCUAAAAUCCAGGCCUUGGAAUCAAACCUGGAAAAUCUUUUGACUAGAGAGACCAAAAUGAAGUCUUUAAUCCGAACCCUGGAACAAGAAAAAAUGGCUUAUCAAAAGAUAGUGGAGCAAAUCCGGAAGCUGGUGCCAGCAGAUGCUCUGGCCAGUUGCGAAUCGCUGCUGAGAGACCUAAACUGCAACCCCAGCAACAAAACCAAGACAGGAAAUAAGCCAUAAUUCAAGCCAUGUGGUCUCAGCAGAAAGUGCUCCUUAGAAUACUACAGAAAGGCAGCGCCUGCAUGCUGCUGGCCCAAGGCUGGACACUGAAGCCAGCGGAACACCUACACUGGUACCAGGACCCAGUCACAGCAGGUGGACCUUGCUCCCAUCCAGAGAGUGCCAAUCCUAAGCCAUUGUACAUAUGUAGACUGUUUUUUGUUGUUGUUGCUGACUCUGUACAUAAAUAUAAAAUAGACAUAAAGAGUUCAUGCUUUCAGAUAAAAAGAGUAGAUGUAUAUUUAGAGCAAUUUUUUUAGUCGGAACUUCAUGAAAUCCACACCAAAGGGACGUUAAAGUAAAAUACCCCUUGGACACCUGUGAAAUCUUUCUGUCUUUGUAGUGAAACAAAGCUAGAGCAUCUUUCUACAUUGAAAUAUACUUGAAAAAAAAAAGAAUGUAUUUUUAUCUCCAAAGAAUAGCAUGUUUCACUCAAUGAUGGAAAGGUGGAAACAUUUAUGUAACUUUCUGUGUAUCUGUCUUAAAAUCUACUGACAUUAUCUAUAUAAGGGAAAUGACUGAUUGCCAGUCAUGCUCCUAUGGGUUUUCAGGAAGGUAGGGCCUUUUUCCCUGCCUGUUUUGUGCCAACUAGCAUGUUGCACCUACAUGCAUUUUGAGUCUGAUUAGCAUUACUUUAGAAAUACAUAAGGAGAAAGCAGGACAUCAUGGCUGAGUCUACGCUGCUCAAGGUAAAGGAGGGUGUUGCUAAUUUUCUAGCAAAUUAGACCAGCAUUGUUACUCAAACUAAAAAUAUUACACCUCAGAAAUUUAAUUUAGAACCUAGAUUAGUUCUCUGCCUUUUUUAUUUAAAUGGCUACUGCAGUCGUGAAUAGACUCCCUGUUACUUGGUGCCGUAGUUACCAAUUGGCAAGGAUUUGCCAUUUUCCAACCGAAUUGUGUGAGCUCUUAAUUUAGUUCUCUCCACCUUAAAUUUAGGAUAAGAAAAAUGUGGUUAUAAUUGAUUUUCCAAAGAUGACCUGCUAUCUGCUGUGUUCAGAUGUGUUUUUUUUUCUUUUGGCAAUUGACAGAGUCUAACAAACUCUUAAUCAUCUUCUCCUUUCAUGUGAAAAUUUAUGAGAACUGUGAAAUGUUUAGGAACAAACUUUUGAAAUCCAUUGGAAGACAAGAGGAAUGUGGCACCAGCUCAACUAAAACCUGCAGUUCUAUGUUUGGACUCCCAACUUACCCAGCCUGCAAACAGCUUAUUAGAGGAUGUUCGUGCAUGCUGGGUGUAUGGAAAGAAAGUAGUUUUCAAAGUACACAUGCAGUUCUCCGUAGCAGAGACAACAGUGCCUUUGGAAGUUGAUGCAGCAUUUUUGCCUUUCCAAACAGUAUUUAUCAUCCCUGCUUUUUGCAGUACUUGUAUUUUUCCCAAAUGGAUUAUCCGGGGUAAUUUUCUUCAAAGGGCGUUGUUACACACAAUCUGAGAUGUAUUAUAGAGUAGAACAGUAAAGCUCUAAAGGUUUUAGAAAAUCUUGAUGAUCAGAUGACAAACAUCUGAAACCCUCUGUACACUGUUACUCCAUGUGAAUGUAAUGACCGCUGUCACAGAUCAGCAUGUUCUUGAAUCCAGGCAGUUUCUUAAAAAACAAUAAAGUCUUAUUAGUAAAUUUAAUGAAACAUCUAGGUUUUAGGAAAUGCUGAUUUUAGGUACCCCUUUCAGUUGGAGGCCACCGAUUGAUUUCUUGCUUGGAUUUCCUGAAAAUUUCUCUAUUUGUAGGAGGGUUUUUUUUUUCCUACCAGGAAUAUAACAAUCAUCAUCUUCUUAUUGUCUGGUGAUGAAAAUUACCUUAUGCAUGUUAUAUACAGGUGGUAGCCAAGGAAUCUUCAAGUUGGGGAAAGAAACUUUUUCUUCUUUGUUAUUCAGCUUAAAGUAAACUUAAUUCUGGAUGUUCAGAGUCAACAUUAUGGGUUGCAUUAUGAUGUUCAGUGAUUAACGUGACUUGGAUGCAAUAUUUUAUUUUAAAAAUGAAUUUUUUUCUUUUGUGAUUUUUUAAAUGUUACACCAGUUAUACUUCAUGCAUUGUUACAUCUUUA
This is a messenger RNA of Cynocephalus volans (Philippine flying lemur), 6347 nucleotides long. RefSeq names its product TBC1 domain family member 4 (gene TBC1D4). Bases 390 to 4271 code for a protein of 1293 amino acids. The record is from RefSeq and is a predicted model, not a curated record. The transcript has 20 exons. NCBI's taxonomy places the organism in Eukaryota, Metazoa, Chordata, Mammalia, Dermoptera, Cynocephalidae.